Messenger RNA from Dendroctonus ponderosae (mountain pine beetle), 2415 nucleotides. Its product is annotated as EF-hand domain-containing family member C2. The record is from RefSeq and is a predicted model, not a curated record. The transcript has 13 exons. The coding region runs from base 75 to 2372 and encodes 765 amino acids. Gene Ontology annotation, cellular component: microtubule. Gene Ontology annotation, biological process: regulation of neuron projection development. Lineage: Eukaryota; Metazoa; Arthropoda; Insecta; Coleoptera; Curculionidae.
AGGUUUUCUGACAAACGCGUCAAGUAAAUUUACUUUUUUGUUCGUGAGUAGUGGUAUAUUUUAUUUCAUUAAAAAUGUCUCUUCGCUGCCCCGAUCUCCCAUUUUUACCGGGAUACUCCGUUAAUCCAAAUGUGGGAAAAACCGAAUUCCACUUAAAUCCAAUAUUUGGAUUUAUUGGAGAAGGUAACAGAGCUCUUAUAGAGAAGGUGAAGCCCAAUAUGUUUGGACCAUUGUCAGAUAAAUUUCCAUCCAUAUAUCCAAGAGGACAAUGCACCGAGCUGCCAGGAUGGAUUAUGUUCGACAAACAGAUUCUAUGUUUUGAUGCAUUUUUUCAAGAAACAUUACAGGAAGUUCGAGGCUCUCCUUUCCAAGUGCGUAACGUAAAAAUUUAUUAUUUUCUGGAGGAUGGAACCAUCCAAGUUAUUGAACCCCGAGUUGAGAACAGCGGCGUUUCGCAAGGAACUUUGAUAUCUCGACAAAGAAUCCGCUUUCCAUCUCCAAUGGACUUUAACUUUUACGAUGUGAUGGACUUUAAUAUUGGAAGAGAAGUUGAAUUUUAUGGUCGGGUGCUUAAAAUUACCAACUGCGAUAAGUUUACCAGAACUUUUCUGAAUCGAUGCGGUAUAUCAGUUCCCGAUCCUAUAGUAGGACCAGGCGAUCCAUACAUGGAACUGCGUUCCCAUGAUAAAGACGCUGUUCAACCCAAAAAGCCAAAUAGAACUAAAGAUAGUUUGGGCAAGUUUUUGGAAAAUGACAGGAAAGUGCUGCACUUCAAAGCAUAUUGGGACGAUCAAAAUACUGAGUAUGGGUAUUUGCACUACCUUGAGCUGAGAUAUUAUUUGGCAGAUGAUACGAUUGAAAUUAAGGAGCUUCAAUCGGAAAGUGGUGGAGAACCAGGGUUUCUAUUUCUGAGAAGAGCUAAACUUCCUAAAAGAUACAAGGAACUACCUGCAGUAGGUGGUAAUGCAAACUAUACAAUUCUGAACGUACUUGGAUCAGCCCUGAGUAAUCGACGAUAUAUUGUGGAUCCUCUGGACUGCGGAAGGGAAAAUAUUCAGUAUUACGAUGAAAGAGAUUUAAGUAUAGGAGGUGUUAUAAAUUGUUAUGGACGAAAACUGGUUCUGACCGAUUGCGACGCUUUUACAAAAGAGUACUAUGCAACAAAAUAUGGAAUUAGUGAAUUUACUCCCAUAUCAGAACCAGCGAGGAACAAGGAAACCGUUUUUAUAGCUAAGCCAAAGGAACGGGAUCUCCCUCCUUGGAAUGGGUUUGGGUCUUAUGAGGAUUCUGCACAAAACUGUAUUACGGUGGAGCCGAAAGCUCCCCAUAAGAACUUUAAAAAGUUUUUAUCAUACGAUAGAAUUGGCCUUGACAGUCAUGUAUUGAGAUUCAAAGCAAAAAUGGUUUCUCAAAUUCCGGAAAACUGUACCAGAAACUUCAUAAUUAGUUAUUUUCUCACUGACGAUAGUCUCGCUGUCUUUGAAGUCGGCCAAAGAAAUUCAGGAUUUAGCGCUUCGACUUUUUCAUCCAGAGCAGAAGUUCAGCUGCCUGGGCAAAAAAUAUUCACAAGUAAACCACCUUUAUCCUAUACUCCUCAACACAUGUUCAUAGGGGCCACAUUAAUUAUCAAUGGAUUUAAAUUUGUCUUGGUGGAAGCCGACGAAUAUGCUCUUCGCUAUAUGGAAAUUAAUUGUGGACAGUUUCCCAAAGCCAACUUGAAGAGAAUUAUGGAUAAUGUCAGAGAAAAACUGAAACCCAUUUAUAAGGAUUUCGUAGCAGAAAAUAUACCAAAAGAAACAUCUGUUAUCAGCUAUUCAAAAUUGAGAGAAAAACUAUGCAGAAUAAUGGGCCAAGACUUUACUGAACACGAAAUGAUUACUAUAGCUAGAGGAUUCAGUGCAAGUUGUUACAAUCCAAGAUAUGAUCGAAUGAAAAUAAGAGCGAUUGCUUUAACGGAACUAAAACGGUUUUUGUGGGAUGAUCUAGAACGUCUUCGCGAGUAUUUCUUGCAAACGGAUCAUUCCAAAAGUGGAAAACUCUCCAAAAAGGAAUGUUACACGGUACUCAAAGGAGCCAGAUUGCCAUUUGAUAAUGAGCUACUAGAAAAAAUACUGGAAGUCAUAAAGAAAGAUGACGACUGCAACUUGAACUACGAAGAAAUUUUGCAAUUUUUGGACCGGUCAAUCUGCGCUCCCCCAGACGAACCACCCACUAAUGUCAAGAACGAUUUAUGGUGGGGUUCUGAGCCACAACCGGAAGCAGGAAAGCUCAUAGACUGGUGCGCUUUUAAUAAAUAUCUGGAUUUAGAAUCCACUUUUAGAGAUACCAUUGAACCCAAUUCAAUUAUCGCUUUAGAAAGUAGUCGUAAAUGAUGUAAUAAAUAAAUUUUAUUAAACAUGAUUUUGCAAAAAGGUA